This is a messenger RNA of Syngnathus typhle (broad-nosed pipefish), 2097 nucleotides long. RefSeq names its product membrane frizzled-related protein (gene mfrp). The record is from RefSeq and is a predicted model, not a curated record. Lineage: Eukaryota; Metazoa; Chordata; Actinopteri; Syngnathiformes; Syngnathidae. Gene Ontology annotation, molecular function: protein binding. The coding region runs from base 194 to 1933 and encodes 579 amino acids. The transcript is spliced from 13 exons.
AACAAACCACAAGAAGUGCGUUUGUUAUGGCGUUUUUGACAUUAUUAAUAUUUCUACCUGGUGCUUGUUGAUGGAUGGCCACCUUUGUGCUGUUCUGAUGCACAUGAGGACUCGCAUCACGGGAGCUCUCCAUUUGGAUUCAUUCUUUCAACUUUUCUAAUGGGUUCGCUAACAAAACAGCAGCGAACCAAAGAUGUCGGAUCUCACUCGAGUAGUCGUUGACUCGGACGCUUCGGACAUUUACAAGAGUGUGUUCUGCAAUCCUGCCUUUGAGUUGGAAGGAGAGCAAGAAGAGCAUGUGGAGGGAUUUGGAAUGACCUCAAUUACCCCUGAGCCCAUCAAACCACCAACUAGUAGCUUUGCAAGUUGUGGCUGGGGGAAGGUAGUGGUCUCUGUCGCUGCCCUGCUCCUGGUUGUGGCUCUCGGCCUGACACUGGCCCUCAUCCUCACACAGAUGAAAGGUCAGGACCUUGAGGAGCAACUGUUGUCCACCAGCCCUCCGGACCCGUUGAGUGCAGGAGGUGGGGAAUUACCUUCAGUUCCUGCAAACAGAAGCCAGUUAGACAGUGUGCCAGUACUCCACCCUGCCAGCAUCCCUACGACUGAAACACGUUGUGGUGGAUUUAUGACGGAUUCCGAAGGUUUUUUCAACUCACCAAACUACCCGGGCUCCUAUCCCCCCAACACCUUGUGUGUGUGGGUCAUCCAAGCCACGCCCCCUCAAUUAAUUCAGAUCCAUGUGACCUUUUUGAAUAUUGAGGGUCCCUCUCCCUGUUUGUUUGACUGGCUGGAGAUACAGGAGCAUCUAGAAGACAGCUCUGUGGUCACAAGGUUUUGUGGCGCAGUGUCGCCACCAACAGUCAACACAAACAGCAGCACAGUAUGGGUGACCUUCCAUUCUGAUGGCAGCAUUGCAGGCAAUGGCUUUGCGGCUCAGUACAAGGCCUUGCUGCCUGGACACAAAAGUUGCUCCAGAGACGAGUUCAUGUGCGACAGUGGCCGCUGUCUGCUGCCUGUGUCGGUGUGCGACGGCCAUCCAAAUUGCCAUGACCAAAAAGACGAGGCUAACUGCAGCCGUAAACACAGCGAAUGCGGCGGGCAGAAAAUUGGGCCAUACGGUUUCCUGGCAAGUCCAAACCACCCAAGGCCAUACCCUCAGCAGCAGUUUUGCGUAUGGCACAUCUCCGUUGAGGAGGGUCACGUCAUCACGCUGCACUUCAGAAACUUCAGCCUGGAGACUCAGGAUGUGUGUGACUUUGACUAUGUGGUGGUGCAUGACAGCAGCAACACUGACGCUGGAACAGUUCUGGGAAGGUUUUGUGGCACCACCCUCCCACCCGACCUGACCUCAUCCGGCCAGCACAUGACUGUGCUGUUUGUGGCUGACGAGGGAGUGGCUGACAGCGGCUUUAACGCAACCUAUCAGUCCAUCUCGCUGCUGGAUAGGACAUGCGGUCCGAAGCAGUUUGCCUGCGGUAGCGGCGAGUGUCUUCACCCGCGAUGGUUGUGCGAUGGCUGGAACGACUGCCCUGAUGGAGCAGAUGAACGAGAUUGCAGCAACUCCACUUAUCCUCCCUUCACUUCCCCGUGUGAGUCAAUCGAGGUGGAGAUGUGUCAGGGUCUUAGCUACAACCUCACCUCAUUCCCCAACAUUUGGCUCUCCAUUGCCGAUCAGCGAGAAGCUACCACUCUUCUGGGACAGUACAGGGUUCUGAUGGAGCUUGCCUGCUUCGAGCCAUUGCGCAAACUGGUUUGCGGGAUGUUCUUGCCACAGUGCAACCCUCACGGAGGCGUCCUCCAGCCCUGCCGCUCUGUCUGCUCCUCGGCCGAGCAGCAGUGCAGCCAAGCCUUGGAUCUUUUCUCCUUUAGCUGGCCCUUCAACUGCCACCUCCUGCCCGACACACAGGACCCCUUUGAGUGCUCGGUGCCUUGAUCGCUACAAAAGUAAAGCACUAAAAGCAAUAUGAGAGAGUUAGUCAUUUUGGAAAAGGUUCAAAAGUUAGAUGACCCCAAAUUCCUCUAAAAAAUUAAAUAUAUACGCUGGUCACUUAACUGCAAGACAUUUCCAGUAUUCCACUUGGUACUAUUUCCUUUAUU